Molecule: messenger RNA, 8062 nt
Organism: Xyrauchen texanus (razorback sucker)
Lineage: Eukaryota; Metazoa; Chordata; Actinopteri; Cypriniformes; Catostomidae
Product: phosphatidylinositol-binding clathrin assembly protein-like
Exons: 21
Coding region: 1224-3134 (636 amino acids)
Biological process (GO): synaptic vesicle budding from presynaptic endocytic zone membrane; clathrin-dependent endocytosis; clathrin coat assembly
Cellular component (GO): clathrin-coated vesicle; clathrin-coated pit; synaptic vesicle
Molecular function (GO): 1-phosphatidylinositol binding; SNARE binding; phosphatidylinositol-4,5-bisphosphate binding
Source: RefSeq, a predicted model, not a curated record
CUUCACUAAACCGGAAUAACAGAGAGCUGACGGGACGAACCACAUUCUCAGAGACGGCGGCAGACAGGGGGUUUACAGCCACAUUAACCCACCUUCAGUCCUGAAAAACUCGACCUCUCUCGGUUUGACCUCGUGUCUUGUUUGGAGACUUAAAGCGGGGCGGAAGGCUAGAGUACCAGACAUCCGGUUAGACGCGCUGGCUCAACGGGCUGGAGUCCAACUUGAGCCGGACACUUUCCUCUGUCCUCGUCGGGAUGCGCGAUCGACUUCUUUUCAACUAUAAUAAGCGCUUUUGUGAAGAUUAAGUGUUACGUAUGAAUAGCUGGGAACGCUUAGACUACAGCAGGAUUGUUUUUGUUUAUAAUUGACUAAUGUAAGUAAGCUGGAACGGUCAUUUAGACUCGGAUGUGAUUUAUCUACUCAGCUGGCUGGGCAGAUAGUUUGUUUACGGAUCACAUUAGCCCACGGAAAAAGAUUGACUACAUUAUUUAGCUAGCAGUUUUGUUACCAGUAUAUUUACAUUUUUUGUCAAGCAGCUUUCCUGCCACCAGAAAUCUCUUUCUUUGCCAAGUCUGAUAGGGCUUGGUUUGUACGCCUAUGCAUAUUUUUUUGCCAGCAAACCUGCCUGAGUUAGACUGGUUAGUCUUGGUGCCAGUGUUCUAGUAGUUUAUAAAGGGAGGAAACCCCACAUAUCAUCUUUGUUCAUCUGAUCUCAAGCCAGGCUGCUGUGACUUCAUACAUCUAUCUUAUUUUCUAUUGUUAGGUAUGUUCUGGUGAGGCUCAAGCUGGCAGAAAGGUUAUAUUUUCUGUCUGAAUCCUCUGAAUUGUGCUGACUGAUAGCUAUGACAUUUUCCAACAGUUGUUUUGUAUCUUCAGACUUCACUAUUAUAAGUUCCUGCACUUGGUGCCAAUGCUGCCUCAGUAAUAUUAGCUAACAGAAGCUCAGCUCACACCAAAAAUUAGUUACAGCAUAUCGAGUUGUGACCGCAUUUUUACUAGUUAGGUAAUUUUUCCUUUUUUCUACAAGUGUCAUUCGACUUGGUAGCUGGCUCAAAACUUAUCAAACUCAAGAGAUAAGUCAUAAUACAGUUUGUAUCAAGCCAGUUUGUUAACCUGAGCAAGGCACUCAUAUUUUUGUAAAACCAUCAGCGUAUUUAAUAGGUACUGGAAAUACGAUUCAAGUUUAGUGGCAAUUAGCAAAUUUUUCUCGUAGCUAACUAAAGAUGUCAGGACAGUCCAUCACCGAUCGCAUCGCGGCAGCCCAGCACAGCAUGACUGGAUCAGCCAUCAGCAAAGCUGUCUGCAAGGCCACAACACAUGAAGUCAGUGGACCCAAAAAGAAACACAUUGAUUAUUUGAUCCACUGCACCAAUGAGAUGAAUGUGAACGUGCCCCAGCUGGCAGACACUCUGUUUGAGAGAACUACCAACAGCAGCUGGGUUGUGGUCUUCAAAGCUCUCAUCACAACACACCACCUAAUGAUGUAUGGAAAUGAGCGUUUCAUUCAGUAUCUGGCCUCAAGAAACACCCUCUUCAAUCUCAACAAUUUCCAUGAUAAAGGUGCAUUGCAAGGUCAUGACAUGUCCACAUUCAUCAGGCGGUACAGCAGAUAUCUGAAUGAGAAAGCCCUUUCCUAUAGACUGGUGGCUGUUGACUUCACCAAGAUGAAGCGUGGUAUUGAUGGAGUCAUGCGCACCAUGAACACCGAGAAGCUGAUCAAAACUCUGCCUAUCAUUCAAAACCAGCUGGAUGCACUGCUGGACUUCCAGGCCAAUCCUAACGAGCUGACUAAUGGUGUGAUCAACGCUGCCUUCAUGCUGCUCUUCAAAGACUCCAUCCGUCUGUUUGCUGCCUAUAAUGAGGGCGUUAUCAACCUGCUGGAGAAAUAUUUUGAUAUGAAGAAAAACCAGUGUAAAGAUGCUUUGGACAUCUACAAGAAGUUUCUAUACAGGAUGACUAAGCUGUCAGAGUUCCUCAAAGUGGCUGAGCAAGUUGGGAUUGAUCAUGGUGACAUCCCAGAUCUCACUCAGUCGACUAGAGGAUCUUACAUUGCUCCCAGCAGUCUCCUAGAGGCUCUCGAGCAGCACCUGGCCUCUCUGGAAGGAAAGAAGACCAAGGAGCUCUCUGCCGACAACAGAGCCAGUACUCUGUCCAAUGCUGUGUCAACCCUGUCCAACACGGGAAUGUCCUUCAGCAGAAUGGAUGAGAAGGAGAAACAACAGGCCCUUGAGGAGGAGCAAGCUCGACUGCAGUCGCUCAAGGACCAGCGUCUAAAGGAGAUUGUCACACAGAGCCCCUCUGCCUCCCCCAGCACACAGUCUUUGAGCAGUGCCAACAACCACACCGUGGGCAUGGACCUAUUCACCAACACCACAAGCCCACCCUCCAAUCACAGCAUGCCAAACCUCAGCAGUGACCUGUUUGACCUCCAGCCUGCCUUCAUCCCUGCCGUGCAGAACACCCCUAUCUCCACCACAGGCAGUGCCUGGGGAGUCUCAGGUCUAGAGAACAGCACUCUUCACCCCAUGGCUUCCAUGCCCACCAUGAAUGUAGAUUUUGAUGCUGUUUUUGGGACUAAGGCUUCCAAUUGUGACGUGAAGCCCUCAGCUGGUUAUGAUGCAGUAGACUUGUUGAAGCCCUCUGUGACAGUUCACAGUCAGGCUCCUAUAAUGCCGGUGCAUACAGGCAGUAAACUGUUGGCCAAUGACCUAGACUCCUCUCUGGCCAAUCUCGUAGGCAACCUGCAGUUUGGAGGAACACAAGGCAAAAAAUCUGAUAUGCAUUGGACUCAACCUGGAGAGAAGAAGUUGACUGGUGGCACUAAUUGGUAUUCAAAGACCACGAGCAACACCACUGCCUGGAGUCCUGCCCCAUUACCGCCUGCUGCCAUGCCACCUACAGCCAUGCCCGUGCCACACAUGACUGGAAUGUUCUAUACUGGUUAUGCUCCUGCUCCCAUGGCGUUUCCAAUGACAACACCUCACGUGCCUGUGUAUGGAAUGGUCCCUACUCAUCUGGGACAGAUUGGAGGGGUUCCAGUGAUGGCCCAGCAGCCCAUGUUGUACAACCAGCCGGUUCUCAGACCAUCUAACCCCUUCACCCCCAUCCCUGGAGCCCAGAUGCAGUUCAUGUAGUAGCACUUCAGCAAAGUGACAAACAAGACCGCUGAAAGCAUCACAGAGCCAGUGAGAGGAGGAUCCAACUACCACCAAAUAAAAGGGAGAGACAGACAAAUGGAGAGGAAUGUGUUUGUGUCGAGAAUGCUUUGUCUGAUAUGGCUCACAUACACAUACACGCACACCAAACGAGUGUUUCAUUUUUCAUCUCUAGAGCUUCAUUUAUUUCCUGGGGCACUGUAUCUACUGGCAGGUGUGAUACAUCAUGGGAAUCGUGGCUUUUAUUGCCAGUAGUAAAUUACCAUUCACAGAGAACUCUCUUUUACUUAAGAAUUAGUAUGAAUUGGAUAUGAAGCUCAGCACAGAGGACUUUGUUUUACUGUCACUUUUUGCACGCUAAUGCUAAGAUACCUGUGCUAUUUUCACAACAAAGAUGGAUAUGUCACCAUACAAUAUAUGCCCUUAACCUGCAUUGGCCAAAGCAGUAUGUGUAGGUUUCUAGAUCAUAAAUGUCACAUAUAUUUGAACGACUAAUUUAUGCAAUGCCCAACACAAGAAAAUCAUUUGUGACCCCUUGUAUAAGGUGCUCAAUACCCUCAUUUGUGCAUUUAUGUGUAACAGAAAUAUAGCGUUGAGCUGGUCUCUUAUAUCUAGAACAUUAGUAGUAUAAUGUUAACAAUUAAUACAUCUCACUGUUACUGAUGGCUUCUGUUGUAAAUGGUCAGUCAAUCCUAAUGUGUUCAUUCUGGUAUGGGGGUCGCUAUUUCAGACAUGGUGGUCUUGCACAUACACAAACAUCCACUUUGCCAUAGUGUCAUUCUGGACGUGUUACAUAAUGAGCCCCCUCUCACUUUCCUCCCACCUUGUUUUGUCACUCCCAAGACACUGAUAAACAUAUCUGCUCCUGCUCUGCUGUGUGUUAUCAAGCAUGUCAUGCAUUUAUAACUACACCUCUCACUUUGAGGUCACUCCCACCUCUACCACCCAGAGAGACUCUGAGAGAGAGAGAGUGUGUGUGAAAGAAGCAUUGGAGAAUGGUACAGGGCAUCUAACCCUAUUGAAUAAACUCUUAAUUAGGGUUUUCUUUCUAUUCUUUUUUGAUUUUCUGGAAGCAUGUUAUUUUUAAAUUUAAUAGAAUGACAUCAAAACCAUGGUCUGUGUUUAUAUUGCCAAAUUAUGUACAUUUAUGAUUGAGUUGUUGAAAUGCCAUAAACUAACCAGUGUACUGCCCCUAACAUCACUGUACGGAGGGAUGCUCUUAUCAGUGUUUGCCAAUGCCAAAAUCAAUAGCUUGAAAUCAGUUUUAUGCAGCUCCUCAAUGUGAGGCUCUGUUAAGCAGGGUAUCUUUAUUUUGCUUGUGCAGCCAAAGCACUUUCUGUCCCCCUAACAUCCCUUUUAUCCUUAAUCCAGCCUUCACGUCAUCCUGUAAUUCCUGCUUGAAUACAUUCUUAUGGUGUUCAGUGAUAUUGUUCAGGAUUUCUGCAUGGAUUGAACAGAGAUGUGGUUGUGUGGUUUUAAAUGAGGUUUAUUUGGUGUCGUUAAGAAGUCUCUAUCUUUACGCCUCCAUUUCCCUCAGGAAAGAGAUGGCCAAGGAGAGGAGUGUAUGCAGUAUGGCAACUGUUCAUGCAGAAGCAGGGAAAAUGUUGUAGCCCCCUUUAGAACUCCCAUCAUGUUAUAUCCGUUUAUAAAAUGUGCAUUUCCAUUGUAAUGUCAUCAGUCAUGUGCAUUACAGUCUUAAAGGAAUGUUUUGAGUUCAAUACAAAUUAAACUCAAUCUUCAGCAUUUGUGGCAUAGUGUUGAUUCACCACAAAAAUAUUUAAAAGCUCAUGUCUUGUUUAUUAAAAUUAAAAAAUUGCGGUUACAGUAAGUUGCAUACAAUAGAAGUGAAAUGGGGCAGUCUAUGAACAAUAAAAUACAGAUCAAUUCAGAAGUACAGCCUAAAGUUGAGAACAUUUACAUGAUUUUACGCUUGCACGCCAUAUAUGUUUGAAGUUACAUCCAUUACCAAGAUUACAAGGUUUCAUUCUUAAAUCAAAGUUGAAUAAAUAUUGAAUAUAAACUUACAGGUCAGGUUAGUAAGCAAUACCUAUAGCAAUGUUAAUUUUAACAUUUUACAGACUGGCCCCAAUCACUUCCAUUGUAACUGUGUAACCAGAUAGAUAGAUAGAUAGAUAGACGCUGUGUAUAUAUACAGUACUGGGUGUCUUUUACUACCAUGUACUUUAGCAUUUGGUACAAUGCACUUAUUAUUUUCAUUUGUGAUGUUGCCUUGUACUUGCUAUUAAAGUACCAGCAUUUAUUUACAUUUGUCGUUACACUGUUAACCUAACCCUACCCUUAACUUUACUCAAAUCUACACUUUCAGUACCUCAUCCUCAGUAGCAGAAAACGUUGAUCUUGUGAGAAUUUAGCAAAGAAAAACCUGUAGAUACAAAAUAAUUAUUGUAUGUAUUUAAAUGUUAGUACAUGUUAAAGACAUCUAAUAUAAAGUGGGAUCUUUAUUAUAAAAAGGGGCAAGUUUAAAUGAUCUGUGUGGUGAUCAACAGUAUGCCACAAAUGCUGUUGCUUGAGCUUCACUUGUAAUGAACCCGGAAAACAUUCCUUUAAAAGUCAGGUGAUUCGUCAAGAUCAACAAUGCAUUUAUAUCUUUUUGAAGACGUUUUAAUGGACUGAAUGAGAUCAGGAAUGGGUGGGAAAAAAGGCAAGUCUUCCCCCAUGUUCAUUUUCAUUUGUUGUACUGAUGUCUUUAGCAGCAUACAAAUUGUGCCAUUGUUGUGGGACUGCUUUAGGUAGUGGCCUCAGCAGUGGCCUCUCAGAACCAAUGUUUCAGCAUGAACCACAAGUCCUGAACCUCUAGUGGGGAAUUUUAGUAUAAUAAAUUGGUGUUCAGGGUGCUUUUCACAUUUGCGUUGUCAGGGAGCUGUCGGACUCCUCUGACUUCAAAAGAUGUGCAUGCUUUUGUUAUACAUCCAAAUUAUUGUUAUCAGUGGGAUAUUUGCCUGCUGCAUCAUGUGUUGAGUGCGUGUGCAUUUCUGCAUAUACAUUCUUAUUUUCAUAUUUUUAUCCUUUUAUUUUUCUAUUCCUGCAUUUAUAUUUAUAAUCCAAGGAGAUAGAACAAAUCUGCAGAAAUUCAGUAAGAGGCCACAAAGUGCAAAAGUGGAUUUUUACGCACCAAAGCUACUUGGAUAUAUACAUUUAUUUUUUUAUUUUUCAGCUUUUUACUGCUGUUUAUUUACUGCAUUUAUAUUUAGAAGUCUAGUCAUCCCUGUCUAUCAGCCCUGGAGAGGAAGGCUGCAACUUACAUUUUUUUCCAUUCAUCACCAAAUGCCAAAAAAAAGGAGAAAGCAAACCUCGAUUUUUAUGCUGAUUUCCCAACUGUACAAUUGUUUUAUUUAAGCAGCCCAUAAGUAUUUUAUUCAUCAUUGGUGAAAAUGUAGAAAUCAUGGGAUUGUUUCAUUUAUCCUUUUCAUUUUUGUCUGGCUUUCAUUGACAUAAAUAGUCAUUUUUCAUUCCUAAGUUGCUGAGUAUGCGUUUUUAGUUUUCUUGUCUGCCAUAUGAGACAUCUGAUUCACCUCAUUCGCUUGAAGCCACAUUAAAUCACAAGCAGGAAGCGAUUGGAGUUCAUUUUAGCUGCGUUUGGAUGAUUGGUUUUGUUUUUCUCUAACCUUUUGAAAUUGCACUUCAUGCCUGCUCACGGCCCAUUAUGCAGAGUUUUUAAUGAAUGCACGUUUUAAAUACCUGGUCAGAUUUGUGCAGUGCUGUCUUGUAUUUCCAUGUCUGUCAGUGUGAGUUCUGUUGAAUCUCACGGGUUCUCCACCUGAUUAUUACUUAAGCUUUUUUAGAGAUGGACUCAACUAGGAACAAUCAACCAAUGUUUCUUUGUCUUCUGUUUUAAGACUUGGUGAAAUCAAAAUAAACAGGAAUUAAAGCUGGUUGUAAUGUACGGAAAGAGAUGCUGGACGAAAACACGAUACAGUUUGUUGGCCUUUUCCCCCUCUUUGGAGCAAGUCCCACUAGGUCAAACUGAUCUGGCUGUUCCAUCCAUCUACAUGAUGAAAUGGUCAACUCUGUCUCUAGAGACUUGUAUGGUCAUGUUAAUAUUACACUUUAACACUUAGAAAUGAUUCGGACUGACAUCAAUGUGUUUCUAGGACUAUUUUAAAUAUGUGGCCAGACAUUCAAUCUGAUUUCACUAUCAAAGCUCAAUCACCGAGCAGGCACAUCCUGGUUCUCCUUCAAAUAUGUCAUGUUGGGAAAAGGGCAUCAGACAUUAUGGCACUCGCACAUCAUCUCUAAGUCAGUAGAACGCUUUUAUCAGUCAAUGGUGAAAACCUUUAAUCUGUAACUAAAUCUGAAACAACAACCCUCAAAAUGAUCUUUCAUGUUCAACUGCCUUUGGUUUCCCUGUGAGCUUCUUGAAACCUGCAGCACUGGUUGAAGUUAAAGAUCUAAUGAUGCCAGUUUCUCCUGAACUCUCUUCAGAACGCUUCAAUGAGACACUCAACCCAGGACCAAGAGAUCUGAUGGAUUGAAUUUGUUUUGGGGGUUUUUUCUCGAUUGGGUUAAUUUGUACCUGUUUUUCUUGCAUGUUUUUGUAUCUGACAUGCCUGGAAAAGUUUCACAGUUCCAUGUAAUGUUAAAUUAAAUAUGAUGCUGUUUUUGUUUUAGUAAGCAGUUGUUGUUGUAGUGAUGGACGGGUUCAGUGUGUAUCGUUUUGUUUUUUUUCUUAUGGUUUAUCAGUGAUUGGUUGUGCUGAUCUGUUACAUUAAUUCUUUCUUGCUUUUUGCUUGACUCAGUUUUUUGUAAGUUCUUUCAUUAUGUCUCUGUUAUGUUGACUGUAUCUGUGAAGAAAAUGUAUGUUUGCAAGCCUCUAACCUGAGUGAAUGCCUCGUGAAUAAAUGGAUUUAACGCUCGCACUCUCCAAUUUCUUAAUAAAGGACAUUUUU